GUGGAGGACAAGUAUUUCUUUCGUGCGCUGCGGCCGUUCCCUCCUCUCCUCUUCUCCCCCUCUACUUUUCUCUUCUUCCCUUUCCCGUGUCGUCGCCUUCCCUUGCUCGUUCGCCCGCCGUUCGCGACUCUUCUUCCACGCGCACGCGCGCAGGCCACCAGGCCAACUGCUGCUCGUCAAUCCAUCCGUCGGCCCGCGAGACCGCCCGACUCCGACGAACUGAACGUCGCCGCGGAGCUCCGCCGCGCGCGCGGUCGAGGCCAUACACAACCAGCGCCCAAGAGAUCUGAGGCCGCCGCCUGCGUCAGGAGGAGGAGGAGCCAGGGCAUGUGACGGCCCCCCCUCGUCGGUGGCCAUGUGCCCGGACAUGAAUCCGCGAAGGGAGGUUGUAUCAGAGGUUUUAGAUGGUAAUAUUACCCCUCACCGCCUGCAUCAUGCUGAUCAUCUGGGACAGAAUGGGACCAGGAAUCCUUCCAAGUCUAGUAGCAAUAAUCUGUCCACAGACGACAAUUUCUUCUCUGACACUUCAUUGCACAAACAUGAAGAUGUGAGCAGUGAUCCAUCUGCCUCCUCUGUUGAUGACCGCUCGGUUAGGUCUGGUGAUGAUUCUGAUGGGGCUGAAAGUACCAAUGGUAAAAUCAACAAUACAGACCUCCCAGGUUUUGAAAAUGAUAGCAUCUGGAUACCGCCUGAAGCAGCAGAUAAGGGAGAUGAGACUGAUAGUGUUGCCGGAAACAUUGCUUAUGAUGACGACGAUGAUGAUUAUGGUGAUGGAAUAAAGUGGGGCCAGUCAAGUUUCCAAGCCACUGGCGAGGAACAUGAGGACAGCCCCAAUCCUAGGGACGAACGAGAAAAUGCAAUGCUGGGAGCUAUGAAUGGGCAGCUCAAGAUACUUGUCAGUCGGUUUCUGGCCUCUGCUGGUAUCCCCUUCGGAAAAGGAGAGAGUACUGAGAGUUGGCUUGAUAUUGUGACCUCCCUGUCAUGGGAAGCUGCACUUCUUAUUAAACCUGAUGCAAAAAUCGGAAAUGAAAUGGACCCUGGAUCUUACAUCAAGGUCAAAUGUGUAGCAUCUGGUACUCGUUGGCAAAGUGAGGUGAUAAAGGGGUUAGUCUUCAAAAAGAACACUGCUCAUAAGCACAUGCCGACCAAUUGUCACAAUCCUAGGUUGCUUCUACUGAAAGGAGUACUUGGCCAUUCUGAUGUUGGUUUAUCGUCAUUUAAUUCAAUGGAUCAGGAAAAAGGCCAACUGGAGAGGACUAUAAGUAAAGUGAUGGAAAUAUGCAGUCCCAAUGUUAUAAUGGUUGAGAAAACAGUUUCACGAGACAUACAGGAGCUUCUACUAAAAGAAGGUUGUACACUGAUUCUUGAUAUGAAGCUCAGCCGGUUGCAAAGAAUUGCACGCUGCACAGGUUCUCCCAUAAUAUCAUUUCCAGAAGUUUUGGAUCAACCGAAGCUGAAGCAGUGUGACUACUUCCAUACUGAAAAAUUCAUUGAAGAGCAUAACAUUGCUAGUGAAGGUGGGAAGAGACUAUCUAAAACAUUAAUGUUCUUGGAAGGUUUUCCCAGGCCACUGGGUUGCACGAUAUUGCUACGGGGAGCAAACACCGAAGAAUUGAAGAAAGUCAAGCAAGUCAUGCACUACACGGUCUUUGCAGCAUACCACUUGAUCCUUGAAACGUCUUUCUUUGAAGAUCAGCGGGUGUUCUUAAAUGAUAAAAAUACUUCACAAGAUACUAUGAUGGGCCCACCAGCAAUUGAUUAUGAUACUUCUGUUCUGGGUGGUGCUAUCCCUCCUUCACAUGAUGAUUCUCCAGCACUUCGAUUAUACCACGCCACUUGUAAUAUCUAUGCUGAUGGGAAGAAAGCUCUCAGUUAUACAGACGUAGAUGAUCCAAUUUUAGUCACAGACAGCUCUUUGGAUGAACUGAGAGAAGGUGCUAAUAUCCCGUAUAGCUCAACACCGCUCCUUCAUACCGGAAGGUUACCAUCACCGGUUUCAGGACCAUUACGAGAAUUUACUGGCAAGUUAUUGCAAGAGACAGCUGAUAAUCAAAUAGAAGGCAGAGUUGAAUCCAGGAACGAAAUCGUUAGUAAUGGAUUUCAUGUUGGGUCAAAGGUGGAAGAGUCUGCGGUUUCCAGUGAAAAUUUGGAUGACCCAGAAGAUAUCUUGAAACAAGAAAGGACUCAAGAUGUAACAGAAGCAAGUUCUCGUAUGUGUGACAAACAUGAGGAAUCACCCAUCGUGGCAGAAGAUGGGGAACAUCAAAGCACCACUAUCAUUAGUAAAGAGAACAUUUCUAACAAAGAUCAAGCUGAUGAUGCACUUGAUUCUCAUAGUAUACUGGUUUUGACGUCUAGCCAAUGCAUCAAAAAGCAGGUCAUAUCUGAUGACCAGAGCAGCCUGUCCCGUAUAAACUACUAUGGGAACUCUGAUGACCAGAGCCGCCUGUCCCGUAUAAACUACUACGGGAACUCUGAUGUGUCCUUAGGACGAUACUUGCAAGACAUUUUGCAGAAUAAGCAGAAACCAAGUUGUUCCUCUUGUGAGGCUCACAUAUACUCUUAUACUCAUCAAAAUGGAAAUUUGACUGUUCGAACGAAGCAUCUAGUGUCUCAACAUAGUUUACCAGGCGAAUCAGAAGGAAAAAUCUGGAUGUGGACCAGAUGCCUGAGGUGUGAACAUGAACUCGGGGUAUCUAAAUCGACCCCAAGAGUGCUAAUAUCAUCUGAAGCGCGAAAUCUCUCUUUUGGGAAAUUUCUGGAACUCAGUUUUUCAAGCCACUCUGCAGCGAGAAGGUUAUCCAUAUGUGGUCAUUUGGUGAACAGGGAUUGCCUGCGCUUUUUUGGAUUGGGCUCCACUGUUGCAAUGUUCCGUUACUCAUCGGUUCAAAUUUACACUACCUGCAAACCACAACCCACCCUCCACUUCGAAAACCCCAGCAGACAGAACUGGUUUGAAGAAGAAAGGAGACAUGUUUUUGCUAGAGGUACGGCGCUUUUCUGCGAGGUAGCAAGUUUGCUUCAACACUUGAAGAAUCAAUAUCAUGGCAUGACUACAGCCAACUUUUGCACAUUUCUACCUGUAACGGACUUUUCUGAACUCGAAGAUUUGUUAAUGAAAGACAAGGCCGAUUUUGAGGAUUCACUAGCAAAGACUACCAAUCAAAAUGGGAGACCAUCCUCAUCUGUACAUGAACUUCUUAAUAUAAAUUGGUCUUAUCAGGAUAUACUACUUGAACUUUAUGCAUGGGACCGUCGGCUCCAUGAACUUAUUAAGUGUUUAUCUGCUGGACAAGGAAAUGUUUCUAAUGGCAAGGAUCCUAUAAACACCGUUGAUAAGAUCAAUGAGGCCAGCUAUGAGAUUGACAAGCAAAUUAGCGAAUUGACGUGUGGUAGAACGAUGAAAGCUGGUGAGGCAGCUGGUACCACUGAGUGCAAAAGUAACAAAAUUUGCGUUGAACAUUAUGGAUCAAGUGAGAAUGCAGAACCCAUGCUCGAUGAUAGUCAGGGAGUUGGGAACUCUGAACUUUCUUGUAAUGGAGGUAGUAAAGAUGAAGGAUCUCUCAUUGGCACUAGUCAAGUAGAGGUUGACAGCAUGACACAAAUCCAAAAAAUGCCGCCUUCUGACGUUUCAAGGGAUAUAAAGCAACAGGGCAAUGGGAUGCUGGUGCAUCCAGUUUCCAUGGAGCAGGAGCAGCAUUCAAGCACUCUCCGGAAGUUCAGAAGUUCUGAUUGGGAUGAGAGGGAAAGAUGGAUUUGGAGUUCAUUUCAUGAGUCUCAACUGGCUUACAGGAAGAACAUUCAAAUAGGAAGUUUGGACAAAUUUGAACUUGUUAACCGUUAUUCUCCAUCUCAUCUAUCUCCCCUGUUUGAAAAACAUGAAGAGGUAGACUCUCCUCAUUUCACAGUUGGCCCGGGUGGUAAUAUUCUGUGUGUAUUGGAGCAUGAGGUUUCUAGCAUAAUAGCUCGUGCUCUUGCCAUAUCUGAGGAGCGUCGGCAGGAUACCACAGUCGUGAAUGAGGCGGAGGAUGCCAGGAGGGAGCAUACUAAAACAAUGGAGAAAUCUUAUAGCUUUCUAUCUGAAAGUUCUAUUGGCUCAUCACCAUGGUCAUCUAUAGAUUCUGAAGCAAGCAUUUCAUCUUCUAUUUCAUCAUAUUCAUCUGGCGACCUUUCUGGUUAUGAUACAUCACCUUUAUUGUCCUUGGUGCAUCCAGAAAUCCCUGUGAAUGGAAAAGUAUCUCUCAAAGGCAAAUAUUCAGUUACUAGUAUAUAUGCUAAUCAAUUCUACAUCCUUCGAAGAAAGUGCUGCCCAUCUGAGCUUGCAUAUAUUACUUCAUUAAGCCGAUGUAAGAAGUGGGAUGCUCAAGGUGGAAAGAGUAAAGCUUUAUUUGCGAAGACAUUGGAUGACAGGUUCAUUAUAAAGCAAAUCAAGAAGACAGAAUUUGAAUCCUUCAUAAAAUUUGCCCCUGAUUACUUCAAGCAUGUUUACCAUUCCUUAGACACUGGAAGCCAGACUUGCCUUGCCAAAAUAUUAGGAAUCUAUCAGGUUAAGCAAAUAAGGCAUGGCAAAGAGAUAAAGAUGGAUCUGAUGGUGAUGGAAAAUCUUAUGUUUGGGCACAACGUUUCACGGAUUUAUGAUCUUAAAGGUGCUAUGUUUUCACGACACAUCACCAACUCAAAUGACCCUGACACUGUUUACUUGGAUCAGAACUUUGUGGAGGACAUGAAUGUAUCUCCAAUCUAUAUUGGUGGAAGAACAAAACAUCUCUUGCAGCGCGCAAUCUGGAAUGACACAUCUUUUCUCACUGCGGUUAACGUUAUGGACUAUUCUCUGCUCGUCGGAGUGGACAAACAAAAGAAUGAACUUGUGUUUGGCAUUAUUGAUUAUUUGAGGCAAUAUACUUGGGACAAGCAACUGGAGACAUGGGCGAAGUCUUCUUUGGUACCAAAGAAUGUUUUACCAACUGUAAUUUCUCCCAAGGAUUACAAGAAAAGGUUUAGAAAGUUCAUGGGCAAGUACUUUCUCGCAGUUCCAGAUACUUGGAGUCCUGAUAAUUCUUCUGGGCCAUACAAAUCCUUUGGUCAUAGCAAUAACAAGUUGGCAGAAGCCCACAAUGGCGAUAACCUGCUUCAGUAUCCAAUUGAGGCUGAUGCAAGAAUCUAGUUCUGUUCAGCUGAGGCAUGUGCCUAAUUCUGUCCGGACUCCUCUGACAGUUCUUUGAAGCCUAUCCGUUUGUGGUUGUUGUUGUUGUUAUUGGCUAAGUUUCGCUUUGUAAAAUGGUGUGCAUAUGAAGGUCUCACUAUUGAUCUUUCCAGAAGUUUGCAAUUUUUAGGCAGAUUGCUGGGGCAAGUGAAGUCCACAGUACAUGUACCUAUACAAAUGAAAAUUGUGAAUUUCACAAUUAUUAUAGUGAAAUUUACAAAAUUGAUAUGAUUAUUUUUGGACCUA
Messenger RNA from Aegilops tauschii subsp. strangulata, 5449 nucleotides. RefSeq names its product putative 1-phosphatidylinositol-3-phosphate 5-kinase FAB1D. The record is from RefSeq and is a predicted model, not a curated record. Gene Ontology annotation, molecular function: ATP binding; 1-phosphatidylinositol-3-phosphate 5-kinase activity. Gene Ontology annotation, cellular component: endosome membrane. Gene Ontology annotation, biological process: phosphatidylinositol phosphate biosynthetic process. NCBI's taxonomy places the organism in Eukaryota, Viridiplantae, Streptophyta, Magnoliopsida, Poales, Poaceae.